AUGUCCCUUGCGGAGCACCAGCGCGAGAUGCUGGCGUUGGCGCGGCAGCAGAGCGUCGUGCUGAGCGGACCCAGCCGCAUUGGCAAGACGCACGUGGCGGCCAUGCUUGCGCGUGAGAUGCUCGACGACGCCUCGUCUCGUGGCCAGCUCGUGCUGGUGGUCGUGCCCGGGACGAGCCAGAUCCCGGACGUGUACGCGACGAUGGCACGCGUGUGUCAUGCGCGCAUGGGCGGCCAGCUACCAACGAACGAGCGUGCGUGGCAGACGGUCGAGUACAUGAAGGCCCAAGUCGCGUCCGCGCAGGUGCUCGUCCUCACCGCGUCCAUGGUCGGCCUCCUCCUGCAAGAGAACGUUCUCGCGCUCGAAAAGGUCGCGCUGCUCGUCUUCAAGUGCUGCGAGAAGAUUCACGAGAGCAUCCCAAUGUUUUACCAGCGACUCUUUGUCAAGUACGCCAAGCUGCGCAAGGCGACCCAGCCUCGAGUCGUCGCGCUCACGACGCUGCCGAUCUCGGCGCUCCAUUUGCAUGCGACCAAGAACCCGCUUUUCGCCUACACGACGGCGUGCAGCAUGACGCUUGCGGCCACGCGCACCAACCACGACCUGCUCGCACCGCUCUUCGCCGAGGUCUUUGACACAACCUCGUCGUCCUCCUCCUCCUCGGCGCUGGUGUCGGACCCCAUCGCCUUUCUGCACGGCGACAACGAAAAGCACGUGGACAUUACGGCCGCGUACCUGGACUUGCACCGCGGCAUCGCCGACGACGCUAGCAUCGCUAGCCGCAAGGACCGGUUCCUCAACGAUGCCAGCGCUGUCUUUACCCACCUCGGACUCUGGUGUUUUGUGCAACAUGUCCUCCACGAGCUCGCGGGCGCGGUUGCGUUUGCCUCGUCGUCGCACGCCAAGAGCCUCCUUGCGUCGACGCACCUCAGCAUUCUCUCCGAGCCGAUGCCAACGAUCGCGCUGUCAUCAUGCAGCAUCAGCGAGCACGCAGCGAGCAUGGCCGCCGCUGUGGCCGCCGCCACCCGGCUGCACGCGUGGCUCACCGACCUCUUGGGGAGCGUGCCGCUGGACAUGGCGACGCCCCGGCUCACGCAGGUCGCCUCGCUCUAUCGCACCUUUGUCGCAAAUGAAAGCGCGCUCACGGACGCACCGCUGGCGAAGCGAACGUGGAUCUUUGUGCAUCGUCGGACGCACGCGCGGGUCGUGGCCGACUACUUGACGGCGUCGUUUCCGCGUCUCCCGCCGGCGUGCAGCAUGAUCGGCCAGGACGUUGCGUACGGAAGCGACGGCGUGGCGUCCAUGGGCGAUGUCAUGGCAGCGUUCAAUGAGCGACGGAACCUUGUGCUCGUGACGACGGCGCUCACACACGAGAUGGACCGCGUGGCGCCGUGCGACCUCGUGCUCAUUGCCGACACGUUGCACGACCAGCACAAGCUUCUCGACUUUCGCCGAUGCGCCGACGCGGUUGUGGGUGUGGCCCGCUACUUGGUGCCUGGCACCGAGGCCGAGAUGACCAAGUUCCAGGCGCUGCAUGCCAAGAUGGCGCGGCUCGUCCAGAUGGAGAUUGCAAACAUGCCACACGAGGUGCUCGAGCAGCGUCUGCAGGCGGUCCGCGCUGCGCUCAUGCCGGCGUUGCCCGACGGCUGCCAUGCGUACGCCUUUUUACGUUUCUUAUUUUUUCUUUUUUUCUUAUUUUUUGGAAACCAUGAGGUUGAUACGUUGAUACGUAGGUAUGUCGUGGUCCACGACGACACGCAGGCGCGACUCGACGUUGAGAACAGUGUCGAGACGCUGGAUGCCUUUUGCAAGACGCUGCCUGGCCUCGCGAUUGCCGACCACCGACCGCAGUACACGUAUACGCACCACGUGGUCCAGGCGAGCAUGUCGGUCAAGCGGCGCCAGCGACUCGAGGCGGGCCGCAGCCUCGACGACGACGACGAGACGCCGCAGCGCGUCGAGUGCGAUGCAAAGCUCCGACUGCCGCCGAUGCUCGGGAUCAAGGAGACGCUCAAGUCGCCCCGCGUCGACUGCGAGAAGCACGCCAAAGCGAUUGUGGCCUUUCUAGCGUGUCAGCAGCUACUCAACCACGGCUAUCUAGACCGGUCGUUUCGAUCGCGGCUCCAACGCCACGUCAGCGCCCCAUCGUCGUCGUCGUCGUCGGCAUCGACAGCGUCGGUGCCCGUGGAAACCGAGACGCAGAGCAGCUAUGAAGUGCCCGCGACCACCGCGAUCGAUCUCGGGCUGCGCUCGUUGCGCGAUGCACUCGCCGCGACGACGGCGAACUCAACGCUGACCAUGUACCUCUACCCGCUGGACUCGCUGGACUAUGGCCUUUUGACGACCAUGCCACUGUAUGGAGGCACGGUGCGGGACACGCCGUGGCGCUACGAGUUUGGCACGACGCGCUGCAUCUUGACGCCGGCGCUGGCGACCGUGCGCAUGGCGCAUGCGCGCGUCCUUGCCAUUUCGCGCUCGGAUCUGCGCGACUACGUUCGGUACCAUACGACGCUCCUGCGAUUGGCGUGCUACGGCGUCGCGGCGGCGGAGGCGGCGAUCCGGUCCUCCGAUCCACUGCGGGAGUUUUCCGCCCGCAACGACAAGGGCUACGUGGUCGUGGCUUUGAAGAAAUCGGAUGGUGCGAUCGACGUCGAGCACAUGCGUGGUGUCAUGGGCUCGUUUCUGACGCCGGCGUGGCCGUUGCCGCCGCCCGAGUGCCUCGCAGACGUCGUCUGCGUCUCGAAGAAGCGCAAGGACGUGACGUACUGCAUUCAGCAGGUGACGACAACCAAUGUCGGUGACGUGGCCGCGCGCGUGGUCGCUGACGUGGAUUACUGGAGCUACACGAUCCGCCGGGCCAAAUCGGCACCCGGCAACCCGAUCCUUGGUCGAUGGUACACCAAGGACGAUCUGCUGCGCGCCGAGCCCGACCAGCCGCUCGUGUAUGCGAUCGAGCUGCCGUCAGCGCUGCCCAUCAUGCGCCACAUUAUGGACCGAUGUCCGCAGUGGACGUCGACCUUGGACCAGAAGGAGCGACUCAUUUUGCCCGACCAGACCUAUAUCCUUGGCCUCUCGCGGUCUCGGUAUGUGCAGGCGUUUGGCUUGCUCCCGCUGCUAUAUGAGUUUGAGCGCAAACUGCAGCUGUCUCGGCUCAUGGACCGUAUUGGCGCCGACAUUGACUGGACACUCCUCAACGACGCGACGUCCAAGCCCGCGUACGAGACGCUCGAGACACUUGGCGACUGCUACCUCAAGCUCGAAUCGACGUGGUUCCUCUACGAGCGCCGCUGGGACCUCGCCAACGAAGGCGCGCUGCACAUGACGCGCACCGACAUUAUCCGCAACGAUCGUUUGUGCCUCAAGGCGAUUUCGCUCGAGCUGCACAAGCUCAUGACGCACCCGAGCAUCCUGGAUACGCAGCCAUUUAUUCACUGGAAACCGAGCUGCGUGGGCCGGACCCCGCAGUCGCUCGUCGCGCCCGUCAAAUGGGUCGCCGACACCGUCGAGGCCAUGUGCGGCGCCUACAUUGCGGGGCUCGGCGAGCGUGGCGGCCGUCUCUUUCUGUCGUGGCUGGGCAGCGAGACAUUGGACCCGGUCCAGUUUGCCUAUGCUCGUCCGCUGCUGCCACACUGUACGCCGCAACCGCGGGCGACGCUGCCAUUGUCGCCCCCGCCCCUCGACCUGGCGGCGCACGGGCUGCAGCUUGUCGCGUCGCACUUUGACGAUCUGGGCGACCGCCUGCGCAUCGUCGAGGCGUCGCUCAAGUACGAAUUCCGCAACAAGCGCCUCCUCGUUGAAGCGAUUGCGCACCCGUCGGUCGCUCCCGUCUUGCGCCAAGCCGACGCUCGCGCCACCACCACCACGUUCAAGGGCGACUACGAGCGGCUCGAGUUUCUCGGAGACGCGCUCAUCGAGUACCUCGUGCUGACGUAUGCGACGACCACGUACCCGAGCUGGCAGCCGGGCGACCUCACGAAUUGGAAGGGCGCGACCGUCUCGAACGACGCGCUCGGCAAGACGGCGCUGAUUGCGUUGCAUGUCGAUCAUGUGAUGCUCACGGGCGCGGUCAAGAUGGACCCCAAGAUGACGGCCAACCUGCGGCUUGUCAAGCACCAGUUUGCACGCAUUCGCGCGGGCAUGCCCGUGGAGGCGUCGGCGCUCGACCACGUGAGCAUGCCCAAGAUGUACGCCGACGUGUUUGAAGCACUGGUGGCGGCCGUGUUUUUGGACGCGGGGCGGGACCUCGUCACGAUCCGCGACGUCUUUCUCGCGCCGCUUCUCGAGAUUGUGGGCGCCGACGCGGUCGCCACCGUGCAGCGUCGCCACAAGGCAACGUAG
Molecule: messenger RNA, 4335 nt
Organism: Saprolegnia parasitica CBS 223.65
Lineage: Eukaryota; Oomycota; Saprolegniomycetes; Saprolegniales; Saprolegniaceae
Exons: 11
Coding region: 1-4335 (1444 amino acids)
Biological process (GO): RNA processing
Molecular function (GO): nucleic acid binding; ribonuclease III activity; ATP binding
Source: RefSeq, a predicted model, not a curated record